Stylophora pistillata is the source of this 3637-nucleotide messenger RNA. RefSeq names its product exocyst complex component 6B. The record is from RefSeq and is a predicted model, not a curated record. Gene Ontology annotation, cellular component: exocyst; membrane. NCBI's taxonomy places the organism in Eukaryota, Metazoa, Cnidaria, Anthozoa, Scleractinia, Pocilloporidae. Gene Ontology annotation, biological process: Golgi to plasma membrane transport; intracellular protein transport; exocytosis.
UUUACUUCAAGAUGGCGGAUAGCUUACUCUGUGUUUUCCUGCAGCCACAUAUAACGUGACCUUAAAGGAGCAGGUAUAUUUUAUUGCGAUGGCGACGGAGUCAACGGGAUCUAGCUCUCAUGUUGAACACCUCCUAGCGGAGAUUGAAUCAAGUGACGGUCUUCUUGGACCAACGUUAAGAGCCGUCUACGAUGGAGAAGAACACACUAACUUUAUGGCUAAACUGGAGGAGCGCAUACGGGUUCACGAUAAGGACAUCGAACGGAUGUGCAACUAUCACUACCAAGGUUUCAUCGAGUCUGUCAAUGAACUGCUCAAAGUUCGUGGUGAAGCACGGAAACUCAAGAUCAAGAUAAUUGAAGUGAAUGAAUCCAUGCAAGAAUCAGGACGUGAGCUCUUAAGCAAGUGUGAAAACCUGAUAUACUGCCGUACAACCCAGAGAAAUAUUGUGUCAGCAAUCGAGAUUCUCAGCCUCUGUUUACCAGUACUAGACAUGUAUGCCAAACUUAAAGAUCAGAUGUGUAACAGAAGGUAUUACCCAGCAUUAAAAACAUUGGAGCAGCUUGAACACACCUAUCUUCCACAGAUAAAAAGAUUUAGAUUUGCAGAGAUUAUGCAAGAAAGUAUACCAGUUGUUAGAAAACACAUCAAAGAAGCAUCAAUGGCUGAUCUAAGGGAUUUUCUGGAGAAAAUUAGAAAGGUUUCUGUCCGGUUAGGCUUAAUAGCAAUGAAACAGGCAAUACAAAAAACCAGCUUGACACUUAUGCCCGGUGUUGGUUUGAAGAAGAAAGGAGAAGAUGAAGAAUUAGACAAAUCUGCUCAAGAUUUGGUAGACUUUUCCCCAGUGUACAAGUGCUUGUACAUUUUUACAGUUGUGGGAGAAAGAGAGACAUUUGAUAACUAUUACAGGAAGCAGAGAAGAAAACAAGCUCGUCUUGCUCUGGAACUAAGCUCUGGAAGUAGAGAUGGAAACCUGGAAGUGUAUAGAUCUUAUUUUCAUCAAAUUGUAGGGUUCUUUGUGGUUGAGGAUAUAAUUCUACACACAACCAAGGGUCUUGUAACAAGGUCAACAGUUGAUGAUCUUUGGGAAAUGGCAGCAAACAAGAUUGCACCUGUUCUCAUCACAUGCACACAGUCGGCCUAUUGUGAAGAGCCAUCUCUGCUUUUAAAAGUGAAAGAACUCAUUGUGUGGUUCUGUCACACCCUGUCAGGUUUUGGAUUUAAUGUAAAUAAAAUUUUUGAUGUUCUUCUUGAAAUGAGACUUCAGUACAAUGAAAUUUUGUCAAAGGAUUGGGAAGCUAUAUUCAAGAAAAUUUUUGAUGAAGAUAACUAUGCACCAAUGCUUUGCCAAGAUGAGACUGAGUACAGUGACACCCUGAAGGAAUUUCCUUUUGAUGACACAGAGGUUGUACAGCAUCCUUUCCCAAGGCAGCUUCCAUUUUCAGAGGGUGUCACUAAGAUCUAUCAAGAGGUCAAACACUACAUAAGGUCAUGUUUAAAAUUCAAUGAAAACCUCAAUGUCAGUCAAACUGAGAUUGGAGAUUCGGUGCGGAAGUCAACAAAUUUACUACUAACAAGAACACUAAAUGGUUGCAUAACAUCUAUUAUUAGAAGGCCAACAAUGUCAAUUCCACAGCUUGUUCAAAUGUCCAUCAAUACAAUUCAUUUAGAAGAGGCCUGCAAUCAUCUUGAAGAGUAUGUGACUGCAGUAACAGGAACCUCCAGUGAAAGAAUUAAUGUUUCGCGAGUUUAUGGGUUGUCGUCGUUCAAAGAUAUGAGAGCUGAGGCAGAACAACAAGUUUACGAAAGACUCAACAUGAAAAUAGAAGACUUUUUAGAGUUAGCGAAUUACAACUGGGUUCCAGUGAACUCCAGAUUGCAUGCCAGUAGCUAUCUGGUGGAUCUGUUGGACUAUCUUCACACCACUUUUCUAAACUUCAGUACGCUGCCGGGCAAUGUGGCCCAGACGGCUUGCAUGUCUUCAUGUAAAUAUCUCGCGACGAAGCUCAGAGAGAUGUUACUAGAUGAAGAGGUGAAGCAGAUGAACUCACACGGCUUGGACGGGUUUAACCAAGAUCUGAGGAAAUGUGAAGAGUUCGUUAACUCCAAUCCAGUAGAGGGGAUAAGCGACGGAACACUACAAAUGACAUUUCUGGAAUUGAGACAGUUGGUAGAUUUGUUGUUGAAUGCAGACUGGUCGACCUACUUUGCUGAACAUGGUUACCCAACAAGUAAAUACAGUAGAGUAAACCCUCAAGUUGUAGCGAGACUCCUGGAGAAGAUGACGGACACGGGGAAGAAGCGAAUUUUAUCAUUAAAGAAAGUCGACCGCGAUCGCAGAAAACUAAAUGAAUCGAUCCUGAAACGACUUAAGACGCUGGAUGCGGAUACUUCGGGAGCUUCUGUAAUGUAUUGAAUUGUCAGUUCUCGUAAUUGAGGAGGUCACAAGAUCCACAGCCCAAAAGAAUAGCGUAAUUGAGGGUAAUCAUGAUUUGUGAAUUCACCAGUAACGUGAAUCACGAGAUCAUCCUAUGUUAGGAAAUUGGACACGGAAGGAUCAAGGCUAUCUCUACUGGUACCUUGCAACUCUGCUUUUGCAAAGAAAGAUAGCGUGACAUCGUGACAGAGGUGUGAAGGGGACGAACGUGACCGUAAAUAACUCCAACAGUUUAACUCUGUGCUAUAGAUAUGAAAUGAUCUAAUAACUAAUAAGGUGCAUAACUUGAAAGUCAAACUGAUAACGAUUAUUUAGUUCAAAGCUUAUCACUAAGGUACCAUCCACAUUACGCCUAAUAAAUUUCAAGCGGCGAAGUAAGUCUGCCGACGCAACGAAAGUCUACCGUUCACAGUAGAAAACAGAUAAUUUUUCUGUCCACACUAGAAAACAAAGAGAGUUUUUCAGUUCACACUGCAGUGAUCACCGGCGGUAGAAAAGCUUGACUGCAACCUUGGGCCGCAUUCGUGUGAGAAAGGUCGUCAGUAUCUGAGCAACUGCGCACUAACCCCUCCCUAACCCAACAUUAACCCCAUAUUGUUGUCAUUUGACUGUUGUUGGGAGGGGUGGGUGCACAUUUGCUCAGAUAAUGACACUGAUCCGAAAGGUCUAAUCAUUCCCCUGGAAAACUACAAAGUGCAGUCUAGUCGUUUUCGAAAUGUUCGUUUUAAAGAUCCACAACAGGACUAGACGAUGACUAUCAAAUUUAUCCACUUUAAAGAGCAUUUUGAAAAGGCGCUGUUUCUUAGUUUACUCCAGGUUCUUCUGGAUCCGUGUGUUCCCUGGACGUAGUAUACAUAGAGUUGUAUUUUUUAAUUUAUUCGGCGUAUUGUGAAGAGGCCUUUAGAUUUACUCAACAGCUAUUCAGAAGUCAUUAGAGUGAAUCUCUGUCUCUGAACAGUUCACGUCCUUUUUAAAUCAAAAUGUGUAAUAUGAAAUCUUCUAUCGCGAUUUUCUAAGUGUAUGAAGUUAUCAGGAAGACUUUAAUUCAAUCGUCAUUAGAAACGUUUCAACUAUCAGUGGCCGUGAUCUGAUUCUUACAGUCCAUGUAUAAUAUAACAAAUGAUUAAGAUUAUUACACGACUCGGGCAGUCAGAGGGCCAAUAACAAAAAUCAACCAAUCAAAAUGCUCUAUUGCCGGUC